AUGGCUAAGAUUCUUGCUAUUUUCGGUGCCACCGGCCAACAAGGCAGCUCCGUUCUGAACCAUGUGUUGAACGACCCAGAGCUUUUCCAACAGUACAAUAUCCGGGCCAUAACCCGCGAUGUCAACUCUGAGAAGGCGCAGCAAUUGAAAGCGAAAGGGAAUGUCGAGGUUGUUGAUGGUGACGUGGCCGACUCGGUCUCGCUAGAGGCAGCCUUGACCGGUGUGCAUACGGUCUUUGCCAUGACCACACCUGACCUUAGCGCCGACGCUUUCCAAGUCGAGCUAGCUAAUGCUAAGCGGAUCGCCGAUGUCGCUGUUCAGCAAAGUGUCAAUUAUCUUAUCUGGAGCACUCUCCCAGCAAUUCGCAAUAUCUCCAAGGGCAAAUACAGCGCGGUCAUUCCCUUCGAUGCCAAGGCCGCUGCCGAGGAAUAUAUUCGCACUCUUCCUAUCAAGAGUGCUUUUGUCUCACUCGGUUCGUUCAUGGAAAAUCUCCAGGCGCAAACUUUCUUGGCCCCCACACAGGCUCCCGAUGGUACCUAUGUGCUAGCCCGCCAUACCUCUCCCCAGACCCAGUUCCCCUUAUUGGAUGCUGUGGGUGACACGGGCAAGUUCGUGGGCGCUAUCCUUGCCGAACCUAAGAAGUACCAGGGAAAGCGACUCCACGCUGCCACAAAACUAUACACCGUGGAGAAGAUCACGACCCUCUUGUCCAAGAGUUCAGGCAAACCCAUCGUCUAUAAACAGGUCUCUACUGAGGAGUUCAAGGCAGGAUUGCCUUUCUUCCAGGAUGUUUUUGCCGAGGGAUUCAGCUUCAUGGAUGAGUACGGAUAUUUCGGCCCUGGCUCGGAGGCAUUGGUUGCAGAAGCUGCUGCAAGCGCCCGGGGCAAGCUCUCCACUUUCGAGGAGUACUUGGAAAGGCACCCCUUUCAGCUUGUAUAG
This is a messenger RNA of Penicillium verrucosum, 939 nucleotides long. RefSeq names its product NmrA/HSCARG family protein. The coding region runs from base 1 to 939 and encodes 312 amino acids. Lineage: Eukaryota; Fungi; Ascomycota; Eurotiomycetes; Eurotiales; Aspergillaceae. The transcript has a single exon. The record is from RefSeq and is a predicted model, not a curated record.